Culicoides brevitarsis is the source of this 1248-nucleotide messenger RNA. RefSeq names its product ribosome biogenesis regulatory protein homolog. Gene Ontology annotation, molecular function: protein binding. NCBI's taxonomy places the organism in Eukaryota, Metazoa, Arthropoda, Insecta, Diptera, Ceratopogonidae. Gene Ontology annotation, biological process: ribosomal large subunit biogenesis; ribosome biogenesis; endonucleolytic cleavage in ITS1 to separate SSU-rRNA from 5.8S rRNA and LSU-rRNA from tricistronic rRNA transcript (SSU-rRNA, 5.8S rRNA, LSU-rRNA). Bases 92 to 1141 code for a protein of 349 amino acids. Gene Ontology annotation, cellular component: nucleolus; nucleus; preribosome, large subunit precursor. The record is from RefSeq and is a predicted model, not a curated record. The transcript has 2 exons.
UUUUACGAAAACAAAACAAAAGGUGUUGGAACGAGUGUUUUAUUAAAUUUUCAUUGAAUUUCGCCCAAAUUUAAUUUAUUUUAUCCAAAAAAUGGAUAUCGUUCAAUCAGUUCUGCAAAAGGAGCAAGAAGAGCUCGCGAAAUUCAAGCCAAUUACGGUCGAAAAGAAGGAAGAAGUUGCUCUCGACUUGGGACAUCUUCUUUGCACGGAUGCCAAUGACUUGGAUGAGGCUCGUUUGCGUGACGACACAGACAACUACUUGCUCGAAUUGACGCGCGACAACACACAAUUGCUCCUCAACGAGAUCUGGAAGCUCGAAACGGAACGCAUCGACGAAGAAAUUGUCGCAAAAUUGCCGGAACCGAAACUGCCGCUGCCCCGAAGUCGCAAAUUGCCGGAACCGAAGCCGCUGACACGCUGGGAAAAGUUCGCCAAAGAGAAGGGCAUCCAGAAAAAGAAGAAGGACAAGAAGGUGUGGGACGAAACGAUGGGCGACUGGGUGCCGACAUGGGGUGCGAAACGCGCUAAAGUCGAACAACAGAAGGAUUGGUGCAUCGAAGUGCCGAAAAAUGUCGAUCCGAUGACAGACAUGUUCGAGAAAAAGGCAGACUUGAAGAAGGAAAAAGUGGCGAGGAACGAAGUGAACCGCAUGCGAAAUAUCGCGAGAGCGGAAAAAAUCGCGCUUCCACGUGCCGGCAUUGUGUCAGCUGAUGCCGCGAGUUCGAAGCAACUUUUGACAGCGGCAACUAUUGUGAAAGCAUCCACAGCAUCUGUGGGUAAAUUCCAAGAAAAACUGCCCAAAGAAAAGGUUGCACGAGGAAUUGGCGUGAAGGAAUUAAUUCCAGGCAUGAAACGCAAGCGACCCAUAACAGACAACAAGAAAGAACGCGAAGUCAAUUUGGAGCUAGUGACACAAAUUUUGAACAAAAAACCCAAAAUUGACCUUGAAAAGGCAAUUUCAGUGCAGAAACGUGAAGCGCGAGAGGAACGUGAAAAUUUGGAACACACAAACGUCGAUUCAAAGAAAGGCGGAAAGAAAAAGGGAAAAUCAAAGGGCGGUAAAGGCAAUAAAAAACCGAAAGGAGGUCAAGGAGCACGAAAACCUGGCAAAAAGUCAUCAUUUGGUCGUAAACGAAGAUAAAUUGCUGCCUUUUACCUUUCUAAUAAACAUUAAUUACGCGCUAAGAUGUUAAAUAUACCCGAAAAAAUUCAAAAAUAUAAUUUUUUAUUAUAUUUUCUAUCUAAAAA